AGUGGGAUCAUUGCCCCAGAGCCAGCCACUUACCUGUUCUGCGCAAAGGGCAGGUACUAGGUGGAGACUCGCAGAGCACCUUAGGGAAAGGACUGGAGGGAAUAAGGCCCCAGGGCACAGGGGCUUGAGGGGAGACAGUGGAUGAAGCAGAGGCCUGUGGUGACUGGGCAUGGCCAGCACUAAUCUCACCCCUGCCCCAGGAGAGAGUGGGGCCUCAGGGGCAGCUAAGAAAAUAGGGAGCAGCAGCAUCUGGGUCCCAGGCCCUGCACUCUCCCUGCUCCUGCUUCUGCUCCUGCUGCUGCCACCUCCACUGCUGAGUACAGGGAGCUUCCUGCACCGCCUCCCAGCUUGGAGAAAUUUCCACCAUGGCAUCAUGCACCACAGGAGCAAAGCACAGAAGCUGGGCACCUGCGAGGGUGCCUUUAACCUCUUCUUCCUCUUAGACACGUCAGAAACUGCAAAAGAAUCCUGGAAAGAAAUUCACAAACUUGUGGAGGAACUGCUGAAGAAGUUCACAAACCCAAGCCUGAGGAUCUCCAUAAUCACAUACUCUUCACAGAGCAACACCCAAAUGAAACUCACCCCAGACAGGCAAGUAAAUUCGGAGCUUCGAGAAGCGUACAACUUAAAAUACUACGAUGUGGAAUUUUUGAGACCUGUCCCAGAUCCAAGUAACAAGGAGAAAUUUGUCUGCCAAUAUUUUGUGGGCGGCAAGAGGUUCCCCACCCCUCAGUGCUCCCUGGAGGUGGAGGAUAUUGAGGCCCAGAGGAGCAGGAGAAGACCCAUUAAGGCCCAAGGAACCACUAGAGAAGACCACAAUGCCCAUGACAACCACACGAAUGACCACAACACCCACAACCACCACACAGACGACCACAACACCCACGACGACCACACGGAGGACCACGACGACCACACAGACGACCACAACACCAACGACGACCACACAGAGAACCACAACGCCCACGACGACCACACAGACGACCACAACCACCACGACGACCACACGGAGGACCACAACGACCACGACGACCACACGGAGGACCACAACGCCCACGACGACCACACGGAGGACCACAACGACCACACGGAGGACCACAACACCCACGACGACCACACAGAGGACCACGACGACCACACGGAGGACCACAACGUCCACACGGAGGACUACGACGACAACAUGGACACCAUGGUGGGAAGAAACAUGGUGGGAAACAGAGGGGACCACAAAGCCCACAAAAACCACACGGAGGACCACAACAACAACAUGGACACCAUGGUGGGAAGAAACAUGGUGGGAAACAGAGGGGACCACAGCGCCCACGACAACAUGGACACCAUGGUGGGAAGAAACAUGGUGGGAAACAGAGAGGACCACAAUGCCCACGAAAACCACACGGAGGACCACGACAACAACAUGGACACAAUGGUGGGAAGAAACAUGGUGGGAAACAGAGAGGACCACAACGUCCACAACGACAACAUGGACACCAUGGUGGGAAGAAACAUGGUGGGAAACAGAGAGGACCACAAUGCCCACGACAACCACACGGAGGACCACAACAACAACAUGGACACCAUGGUGGGAAGAAACAUGGUGGGAAACAGAGAGGACCACAACGCCCACGACAACCACACGGAGGACCACAACGACCACACGGAGGACCACGACAACCACACGGAGGACCACAACGCCCACAACGACCACACGGAGGACCACGACGACCACACGGACAACAACAACGCCCACGACGACCACACGGAGGACCACGACAACAACACAGAGGACCACAACGCCCACGACGACCACACGGAGGACCACGACGACCACACGGACAACAACAACGCCCACGACGACCACACGGAGGACCACGACGACAACACAGAGGACCACAACGCCCACGACGACCACACGGAGGACCACAACCACCACGACGACCACACGGAGGACCACAACCACUACAACAACCACACGGAGGACCACAACGCCCACAACGACCACACGGACAACCACAACGCCCACGACGACCACGCGGACGACCACAACACCCACGACGACCACACGGAGGACCACAACCACCACGACGACCACGCGGAGGACCACAACCACCACGACGACCACGCGGAGGACCACAACACCCAUGACGACCACGCGGAUGACCACAAAGCCCACGACGACCACGUGGACAACCACAACGCUCACGACGAAGACACAGACGACCACAGUGCCCAUGAUGACCACAUGGACGACCACAAGGUCCACGGUUAUCACACAGGAAAUGACUGAGACCUCAGUUGUCAUACCAAAGACCACAGUGCACAUGGUUGUCACAGUAAAGCCUAUCCUUGACAAAUCUCUCCUAUACCCAGUGCUCCUCCCAACCCUGCUCAUUAUUCCAGUGGUGAUCUGCUGCAUCUGCUGUUGCAUGAAUACUGACAAGGAGCCACCGCCAGUGAAGAAAAUAGAAAGGGAGUCAGAGACGUGUAUACAGCCAUGCAACAUGGUGAUUGUCCCUUGUUGUAGGUACCAGCAAGACAACAUGAGACACACUGAGGACAAACUGGAUACCUUGUGUGACUUUGUUCAAAGCUGCAAUCAGCCGCCGUUGAUGUGGUGUCAGCCUAGGGACCAGGGUUGGUGCUUCAACUUCACCCCAGUGGAGCCCCUCUGCAGGGAGUUGACCUGCCUUCCACCCAACCAGGGAUGCUUCCCCCUCAAUAGCUGCUGCUCACAAUGCCAACAGCCCCCAACCAUAUACUCCCAGCCACCCUCCAUGAUGCUGCCAUUGAUCUCUCCCUCUGCCGAGGCACUCCCACCCCCAUAGUCCAGCCCCUAAAGCCCCCCAAACCCAAGACUGUUAAGAGCCCUUUGUGUACUGAAUUGGACAUAUAGAGAGAGUCUUGAUAUAUGGUCAAAGGAGUUAGAAUUGUUGGUGAUCAACAAGAGAGUUUUUUAUAGCAUCAUUCCACUGUAUGAGAUGUAUCCGUAGUGUUCUUAUCAGGAUAAAGGACCUUGGUGUCUACGGAUGCAGACAUGGAUGCCUCCCACUCCUUGCAGGUUGGUCUUCAUCUGUCAUGAAGGACCUGGAUGCAUGGGGUUUGGUCCAAAUUUUGCUCUUUGAAAAAAGCCCAAAGCGUCUUUGAAA
This is a messenger RNA of Zalophus californianus (California sea lion), 3146 nucleotides long. Its product is annotated as GATA zinc finger domain-containing protein 14-like. NCBI's taxonomy places the organism in Eukaryota, Metazoa, Chordata, Mammalia, Carnivora, Otariidae. The record is from RefSeq and is a predicted model, not a curated record. Bases 170 to 2287 code for a protein of 705 amino acids. The transcript is spliced from 12 exons.